AUGGCAGCCCCCGAAGGCGUCGCCCACGGCCGUGCAUUCCGUACAACAUGGCCGCCUACAGAGAGCGCAUCGCAGCUCCCGCCCGGCCACCGGAAGUUUCCGUUUGAAACCCGGGCGGCAGACCCGGUCUGCGGUACGGCAGUUAUUGCCGAGCAUCUUUCGAACCAGAGCGACGAGGCCUGCGGGCAGGAGCAGCAGGCGUCUGGGCCCCAGCCGUGCCGCCUCGUUACGAUGACCAGCGUGGUCAAGACAGUGUACACCCUGCAGCCCCCCUCUGUGCUGAGCAGCGGCCUGUCCGCAGAUGCACAAGCUCGAACCACUUCUAAGAGCCUAUUACCUGUUAGGUCCAAAGAAGUCGAUGUUUCCCGACCUCACUUAGGAGAUUCAGAAAAUGAUGUUACAAAAAUCAUCAAACCAAGACGAGACAAUGGGCAGCUGAGAGCUACAGACACUGCCACCAGGAGGAACAUCAGGAAGAGCUAUAAGCCACUGAGUAAAGAGAAAUCAGAGGAAGAGCUCAAGGAUAAGAACCAGCUCUUAGAGGCCGUCAACAAGCAGUUGCACCAGAAGUUGAUUGAAACUCAGGGAGAGCUGAAGGACUUGACCCAAAAAGUGGAGCUGCUGGAGAAGUUUCAGGACAGCUGUCUGGCAAUUUUGGAGAGCAAGGGCCUCAACCCAGGCAGUGAGACCCUGGCGGCACGGCAAGACUCCACCACGGAUCACAUGGACUCGAUGCUGCUGUUAGAAACUUUGCAAGAUGAACUGAAGCUUUUUAACGAAACAGCCAAAAAGCAGAUGGAGGAGUUACAGGUUCUUAAAAUAGAAGAUAAGCCUCCUGUCUCCCCUCUACUGUGCAUUGUGUAUCUGCAUUUUGCCUCAACAAAACCUUCCCCGCUGGCAGAAAUACCUGCUCAUCCAUAAACAGCAACAUCCUCCUAGCAGGAACAAGGCAACGCCUUAAAAGACAACAUUUCUUCCUGAUCUUGUAAAGGGGUCACAACGACCCAUCAGUUUGCACUUGCCGAUCUGGAUUGUGUAAACUGUCAGUGAUACGUCAUCUAAUGUAUGGCUCUGUCUCACAAAACUUAUGUAACUGUGUUUUGACUUCUAACAGGCAGAACAGUUCUUGGAACACAAAUUUGAGGGUUACAGUACUCAGAUUUGGCUCAAAUAAAAGUUUCCAUUUCUUUCAUA
Aethalodelphis obliquidens (Pacific white-sided dolphin) is the source of this 1194-nucleotide messenger RNA. RefSeq names its product kinetochore localized astrin (SPAG5) binding protein (gene KNSTRN). Lineage: Eukaryota; Metazoa; Chordata; Mammalia; Artiodactyla; Delphinidae. The record is from RefSeq and is a predicted model, not a curated record. Gene Ontology annotation, biological process: regulation of attachment of spindle microtubules to kinetochore; mitotic sister chromatid segregation; spindle organization. Gene Ontology annotation, cellular component: mitotic spindle; microtubule plus-end; centriolar satellite.